AUGACCAAAGUCGCUCCCUCUCCACACAAACAUCGGCACAUGCUUCUGCCCUACAACGCCGGACAUGGUCUCAAGCAGAUCGCACCCGCUCAGGGCGAUGGCACUGAUGCAAACAGCUGCUACAAGACGUCAGCUCACUGUCGACAGAUGGAAGGCCAAUGGAACAACGUCACUUGGAACUCCCGCUAUCCGGUCUUCAUCGCUGAUGGCUUUGUAUCGCUUUACGUCAGUGACGCCCAAUCGCACUGCAAGCAAACAUGGUCUGACUCGGGAUGGCAGCUCUAUCGUGAGUCGGCUCACAACACGGACCAAUGCACCCAAGCCGCCAAUUGGACUCAUCUCCCUAAUACGCCCGGCUCGAUCGCGAUCAAGUACGUCAGCAUACUGCUCACUCCCUCCACGCCUCAUAUCACCGUCAGACCAGAAGUGACCUGGUUCGACGAUGCCCCAGCCGACAAGAAUACGACAGAACCUUUCUACUUUCUCAUACAAGCUGCCGGCAUGCCUCUGAGCGGUAACGAGCAGCCUCAACCUACCUUCAACGCAAUCCACGUUGGUGCUUCGGCCAAUGCCAAUACGUUUACUCCAAAUGGCUCGGGUGAGCUUACGACUGGUCCAUACGGUACAGCGCCCUGGGUACCCCCCGUCGUCGGCGUACUCGCCGGCUUACUUUUACUUGCGACGCUGUUCAUGAUCAUUUCGUGCCUUCGCAAGCGUAAGAAGAUAGCAAAAGCCCACCCGAACCGCUCCUCUGCAACCCAACCUCUGGCGCUCAGGACGCGAGAUACCUCGCCAACCCCUGCAACAGUAGCCUCGCCCGUCUCGAUCGGUCAAGAUUCUGAUUACAAAUCGCCAAUUCAGCCCGAGGGCUCGCAGACGCAGCAGGCCGAUGCUUUGCGCUCGAUACCCCCAAAAAGCGCGUCUAACCUAGCUCACUACCCGUCACUCACAAGAGACGGCGCGAUCUCUGUUGCUGAAGCAGAAGCAGCUGCUACGGCUUUCAGAGAGGCCCUCAGAAAGGCGCCUACGCCAAGUCUUAGUACAUCGUCAUUGCCCGUAGCUUUUGGCAAUAGUGACCGCAGGCAGUCAACGAUUUCUGUGCUCAACUCGCCACAGACACCUCAGACUCCCAUAGCGCCUUGA
Molecule: messenger RNA, 1143 nt
Organism: Mixia osmundae IAM 14324
Lineage: Eukaryota; Fungi; Basidiomycota; Mixiomycetes; Mixiales; Mixiaceae
Exons: 5
Coding region: 1-1143 (380 amino acids)
Source: RefSeq, a predicted model, not a curated record